Homarus americanus (American lobster) is the source of this 1385-nucleotide messenger RNA. RefSeq names its product mediator of RNA polymerase II transcription subunit 30-like. Gene Ontology annotation, molecular function: transcription coregulator activity. The transcript is spliced from 9 exons. The coding region runs from base 592 to 1182 and encodes 196 amino acids. The record is from RefSeq and is a predicted model, not a curated record. Gene Ontology annotation, biological process: positive regulation of DNA-templated transcription. Gene Ontology annotation, cellular component: mediator complex. NCBI's taxonomy places the organism in Eukaryota, Metazoa, Arthropoda, Malacostraca, Decapoda, Nephropidae.
AUUACUGUGAGCUCGGGCCUCCUGAGUCAACCACAACACUGUGGUGGACGACUGGACGGUGGUGGCUGUUGUUCUUAUUACACCGAGUGUGUUUUUGAUCAAGAAAAAAAGUGCUUAAGGAAUAUUGUCUUGGAAUUUGGGGCUGAUUUCAGUUGAUCAUGAGAAAACCUCCGCUACAACCCAUCAACUAGCAUCAUGGAAGACACAUGGAGACAGGAGACCAGAUGUCGACUUCACUGCCUAUACUCAGUAACUGACUCUGGAGCACACCAGAUUUUCCACCUCCAGACCAGGACCAAUCACAGGGCUCCACAUACUAUGGUACUAAGACCGGCCAGUUAUAACCCAGACUGACUGAUGGCCAGCGCCAUCUUGUGACCAUAGUCAUCCCUAAACAAACUGAGGAAGUAGUUCACCAUAACUCCUCCCCCCAAAAAAGAAAGCCACCAGGCUUUAAAAGAGACACCAGAAGACCUAGACAUGGACGAGGCACCACUUCCAGUCCUUUGCACAGGGCCACAUGGAGCUGGGCCUGACACACCGACUCCACCAGACCUACCACUCUUACACUGAGUCACCCCUUUAUUCGAAAUGGCAAUGAGUGGUAGUUCACCAGCCAUGAUGAGGGGCUCCUACACGGGCCAGAUGGUUCCAACGUCACAGUCAGGCAGCCAAGGUGUGCAACAAGGUGGUGGGGAAUCAUCCCAGACACAACCCCACCCACAAAGGAAUACAUCAUUUUUGUGUAAGGCCGGCUGCGAAGCUGUUCAAGAAAUUGUCCUGAGAACUAGUGAGGUUUUUUCUCAUCUAAAGAAUAUGCCACUUCCAAAUGGUUCUAAUCAAGGCACACAGUUAAGUACUGAAAAAAAAAUGCGGAUCCAAGAAAAUCUCAGUGCCAUUCAGCGUCACUUCAAACCCCUCAGAGCCAUUUACAUCCGUGUUAAUGAUGACUGUGCAGGGAUGGAAUAUACUCAUAUAGAGAGCUUAAUUCCUUACAAGGACGAGGCAGACAACAGGGCAGACUACAAGAAAAUUGGUGAAAACUAUCGUCAUCUUGUGGAGGAAUCUAGGGAACUCAAGGAGCAACUAUACCUAAAAGCCCGAUACAUGAAGGAGAUUAUAGACCAGUUGCGCACGAUCAUCUGGGAAGUGAACACCAUGUUGGCGAUGAGCAACACCUAGUGUAUUUCUUCCUAGUAACUUUGAAGUUUUAACAGACUGUUAAUUUAGGUUCUAUAAUCACUAUAGUGAUUAAAAAAUAUUAAAUUUUCAAGUGACCCAUUGGUCCAGUUUCUUGAAAACCUGCAUUAUACAAUAUUACAUCCAAUGUUUAGUAUAUUACAGUACUGUAUUUUAUAAAUCAUGUCUCUAUCUUGAAUAUUUUA